Pseudophryne corroboree (corroboree frog) is the source of this 1355-nucleotide messenger RNA. RefSeq lists its product as uncharacterized. The transcript has 4 exons. The record is from RefSeq and is a predicted model, not a curated record. NCBI's taxonomy places the organism in Eukaryota, Metazoa, Chordata, Amphibia, Anura, Myobatrachidae. Bases 213 to 1145 code for a protein of 310 amino acids.
AGGAUCCUUCACACAUGAGAAGAGGAGCAGCGCAGACAGCCCAGCAGAUCUAGCAGGCAGCCAUACCUACUCGAGGAGCAGACAGUCAGAUAAAUAUGCAUUCACAGCUGCUUGAUGCUGGUUCGAUUCCUCAUGUUCCCUAACUCUGCCACUUACAUGGUCUUUAUUAACCUUCCAGCCAAAAAUAAAAUGACUUUUGCGAAUACUACAAAAUGCCAUACAUGUGGAACAAAAGAUUUUUUGGCUGUCAACACAAUAAGACAGCCAUUUCCUCUGAAUGGCACUUCCACCAGGCCGAGCACAACGGCAAGCUGCUGCUGCUGCUGGGAGCCCCGACCAGUCCCCUUCUGAGCCCCCCUCCCCUUCUCACACCCAUUCCCCCUCUCCUUCCCAGUCCCCUUCUCAGGCCCUCUCCCCUUCUGUCACCCAUUCCCCCUCUCCUUCCCAGUCCCCUUCUCAGCCCCCCUCCCCUUCUGUCACCCAAUCCCCCUCUCCUUCCCAGUCCCCUUCUCAGCCCCCCUCCCCUUCUGUCACCCAUUCCCCCUCUCCUUCCCAGUCCCCUUCUCAGCCCCCCUCCCCUUCUGUCACCCAAUCCCCCUCUCCUUCCCAGUCCCCUUCUCAGCCCCCCUCCCCUUCUGUCACCCAUUCCCCCUCUCCUUCCCAGUCCCCUUCUCAGCCCCCCUCCCCUUCUGUCACCCAAUCCCCCUCUCCUUCCCAGUCCCCUUCUCAGCCCCCCUCCCCUUCUGUCACCCAUUCCCCCUCUCCUUCCCAGUCCCCUUCUCAGCCCCCCUCCACCUCUCUUUACCAAUACCCUCUCUGUCCCCCUCCACCUCUGUAGGACAAAGCACCACUCCGCCCACCUCACCCUCUCUUUCCCAUUCCCCCUCUCUGGCCCCCUCCCCCUCUGUGACCCAACCCAUCUCUCCGCCACCCUCCCCCUCAAUCUGACCCACCCUCUGUACCAAGCUCCCCCUUCCAGCCUCCUUCCCCCAUCCAGCCUCCUUCCCCCAUCCAGCCUCCUACCCCCAUCCAGCCUCCUACCCCCAUCCAGCCUCCUUCUCCCAUCCAGCCUCCUUCCCCCAUCCAGCCGUCAUCCCCACCUUCGGAAUGGGCAGCAGAAGCCCGGAGGCACUUCUGGGAGGUGAUCAAGUGGCACAGGACAAUGUUGCAGUUGGAGAUCCCACAACUUUUGCGGGCAUUCUGGCCACCAUGCGGCAAAAUCUGGAAGCCUUGCUGGCUAAUGUGGACCAGCUGCAAAAAUGUGCUUAAUUUUUAUUUAGAAACAUUUUAUAUUUUCAGUUUAAAAAUAAAUAAAUAAAUAUGACAAACAAUAAAAACUAUAUAUUUCAAGUUAA